AUGGCAACAACAACUCCCUCGAACAAGCGGCCAAAGGUCAUCCUCUUUGACAUUGGCGGUGUGUGUGUCAUCUCCCCCUUCCAAUCCAUCCUCGACUACGAACUCAGCCUAGGCAUCCCCCCCGGCUGGGUCAACUACUCCAUCUCGCGCACCGCGCCGUCCGGGUUCUGGCACCGGCUCGAAACGGGCCGCAUCCCGAUGGACGCGGCCUUCUUCGCGGGCUUCAACCGCGACCUGCACGACCCCGCCCGCUGGGAAGCCUUCCACCGCGCCCAGCGCGCCCGCAACCCCUCCCUCCCCCAAACCACCCCCCCACUCCCCAAGCUCGACGGCGAGUGGCUCUUCCACGACAUGAUGUCCUCCGCGCGCUCCCCGGACCCGUGGAUGCUCCCGGCCCUGAAAGCCCUCAGAGCCAGCGGGCGGUACGUGGUGGCCGCGCUCAGCAACACGGUCAUCUUCCCGCCGGCGCACGAGUUCGCGCAGGCCGAGUUCUUCGACGACCCGAUCCGGAGUUUGUUCGACGUGUUCGUGUCGUCGGCGCACGUCGGGCUGCGCAAGCCGGAUCCCAGGAUUUAUGAGCUGGCGCUGCAGCGGGUGGAUGAGUUUGCGAGGGCGAAUGCGGAUUCGGAGCGGGGUCGUGCGUUGGGGUGGGCGGAGGGGGUGACGGCGGGGGAGGUGGUGUUUUUGGAUGAUAUUGGGGAGAAUUUGAAGGCCGCGAAGGCGGCUGGGUUUGGGACUAUCCGGGUGCCGCUUGGGAGGGCGUAUGAAGCGGUGGAGGCGCUAGAGGGGGUGACGGGGUUGAAGUUGGCGGGUGACCACCCCAAGGUGCCUAUCAAGCCGAAUUAUAAGGGGAGCAAGGCUAAGAUGUGA
Chaetomium fimeti is the source of this 870-nucleotide messenger RNA. RefSeq names its product HAD-like domain-containing protein. The record is from RefSeq and is a predicted model, not a curated record. Lineage: Eukaryota; Fungi; Ascomycota; Sordariomycetes; Sordariales; Chaetomiaceae. The transcript is spliced from 2 exons. Bases 1 to 870 code for a protein of 289 amino acids.